Messenger RNA from Monoraphidium neglectum, 1209 nucleotides. RefSeq lists its product as hypothetical. Lineage: Eukaryota; Viridiplantae; Chlorophyta; Chlorophyceae; Sphaeropleales; Selenastraceae. The transcript has 12 exons. The coding region runs from base 1 to 1209 and encodes 402 amino acids. The record is from RefSeq and is a predicted model, not a curated record.
AUGCGGACCUCCGGUGUGCUUUUCGCCGCGGCGGCGUUCGCGCUGGUGGCCCUGGCGGCAGCCCAGGGGACCAAGGGCACGACCCUGCGCGGCUUCAAGUUCUCCUCGGAUGUGUCGGAUUACCUGGGGAUCUCCCAGGACAUCUGCGACAUCCGCGCACUACUGAACAGCAGGACCCCUGCAUACAGCAAGGCCGAGUCCAUCUACAUGGAUGGCAAGAACGCCAAGGGCGGCCUGAGCAUGCGCCGCCUCGCCACCGGCCUCAACUACGACCAGCCCUUCUGGAGCCUCUACUCCAAGUACUUCAAGACUCCCCUGUUUGUGGACGACGUGCUGCAGCGCGCCUUCAGCGGCCUGGCGCCCUUCACCACUGACGUCGAGCGCGUGCAGCUGAUCGUCAAGUCGCUGGAGUCGAGCCUGCAGGUGGCGACCGUCAUGCACAAGCUCGAUGACGCCAUCUCGCUGCUCAAGAAGGGCCAGGGCGCGGCCGCCCUCAACGCCCUCGACGCCGCCUGGGCGAUCUACGUCGGCGGCGCCCCCAACUGCGGCCUGUGGACCGUCUCGCUCAAGCGCGCCAACGAGUUCGGCACCAAGGUCGACUGCGAGAAGAGCAAGGUGGCCGACAACAUCCUCAAGGCGUUCCUGAAGGCCCAGGCCGGCGUCGAGGCCAAGAACGCCACAGCCCUUGAGCAGGCGCGCGACACCGUCCGCGCCCAGCUGGCCGCCAACUACUUCCAGGCCAUCAUCACCUAUGCGCACGAGAUGUACCUCGACAACGCCGCCAACAUCUCCGCCGCCGAGCACCAGGUCGAGGCGUACGGCUUCUUCCGCACCGUGGCCCCCUGGAUCGCCCUUGCCAACACCACCGCCGCCCAGGCCCUGGACUACUGGCUGUUCCCCGGCCAGCCCACCAAGACCAAGGACAUCGACCUGAAGGCCGCUCGCGCCCUGAGCACCGCCUACGCCAAGCUUGGCGUGACCCCCGAGGACGUCGGCACCUACGGCACCAAGCAGCCCGAGCUCGGCUGCACCGCCUUUGUGCCCAGCGCGGCCGACAAGGGCGGGAUCCUGUCGACCACCGACGCCAAGGACAGCCUGCGCCCCACCUCGCCCGCGCCCGCGGCGGCCAAGGCGCCCGCCGCCAAGGCGCCCGCGGCCAAGUCGCCGGCGCCCAAGAGCGGCCACAAGCGCUUCUCCCUGUUCCUGUAA